AUGCGAGUGAGCGGCUGUGAAGUUGACCUCGUGCCGUUGAAACUAGGAUAUCCCAUGCGAUCGUUAAUAACAAAGUUGUUUAUAACACGAUUUGAAGGCCUCUUGCUUUUUGGGCGUGAUAUACAGAAUUCCGGGUUACUGUACCUAGUGAAAGCCACGCCAGUGCUAUCGUCAAUAAUUUUGCUCUAUGACGGUCUGUGCAACACAACAAAUUCCGGUUUCUGCCAUUCCACCUGCUUGCUUACUGCUUACUGGUCAAUUACACUAUGGUUCCGUAUGGAAAGAGUAGAUGUAUCCCCAGCUGGACCCUUAAUAAUGUAA
Molecule: messenger RNA, 321 nt
Organism: Morchella importuna
Lineage: Eukaryota; Fungi; Ascomycota; Pezizomycetes; Pezizales; Morchellaceae
Exons: 5
Coding region: 1-321 (106 amino acids)
Source: RefSeq, a predicted model, not a curated record